Hemibagrus wyckioides is the source of this 1268-nucleotide messenger RNA. RefSeq lists its product as uncharacterized. The transcript is spliced from 9 exons. Lineage: Eukaryota; Metazoa; Chordata; Actinopteri; Siluriformes; Bagridae. Gene Ontology annotation, biological process: cell surface receptor signaling pathway; positive regulation of T cell proliferation; negative regulation of T cell proliferation. The coding region runs from base 1 to 996 and encodes 331 amino acids. Gene Ontology annotation, cellular component: external side of plasma membrane. The record is from RefSeq and is a predicted model, not a curated record.
AUGCCCACACUGCCGAUGCCCAGUCAAAAGCUCUGCCGUGGUACACAAGCUGAAGAGAUCACAAUCAUUAACUGGUGUGUUCAUACAGGCUGCAGACUAAAUGGAAAUUGUGACUUAAAACUGAUCACUGCAUACACAGGAGGCUCAGUACUGCUGUCCUGCUCCUGCACUGACCUCCACAGAAAACCUGAGACAUUCACAUGGAUGAAACUCACAGCAAAGAAAAACAAUUGGGAAAAGAUAAAUCCUGACAAUGAUCAGUACAAAGAGAGAUUUCAGCUGGUUAAUGAUCACUCUUCAGGAAAUCUCUCUCUGCUGAUAUCACACCUGACUGAAGAGGAUGAAGCACUUUACAUGUGUAGUGUUAGAGAGAGUGAAAAGAUGUACAUCAGACUCACUGUUAAAGGUUGCACACUGAAUCAACAGACAGUGGAUGUGACUGGAAACGUGGGACAGUCUGUCCUUCUGCCCUGCUCCUGCUCUGAACUACAAGCCAAACCACAUACUUUCACGUGGAGCUUUUUAUAUUAUACUAAAAUCUUCCCAGCGGACCAGAAAAAUUGCUACACAGAUAGAGUUCAGCUCUUUAAUGAUCAUCCUCCAGGAAAUCUCUCUCUACUCAUAUCACACCUGACUGUAGAGGAUGGAGGAUGGUACAGGUGUGAGAUCAGUGAAAUGAAAACAUACAUCUACCUCACAGUGAAAGGUGCACCAACAAGACCUUCAUCAUCCACACCAGUGAUCACAACAACUUCACCUCCUUCCAGUCCAGAUGUCACAACAAAAGGUACAAAACUAACCCCAGUGCUCAAUGAUGAAUCAACUGCACACUCUGAAACAUCUUCUGAUAAAGAUCCUCUUCCAUACAUCCCUGUUGCCAUGGUGACUGUGAUCUUUCUGCACGUUAUUGUGGCUGUGGUUUAUUGCACCACCAGAAAGAAAGGUCCUGGUAAAGUUCAUUACAGCAGAGGUGAUGAAAGAGUGAGUCUGCAGUAGAGAAGAGUUCAAUUUGCUGAUUCAUUAAUAAAUUCACCGAGAGAUUUGUUCAGAAAUAGUCUUGCUUAAACAGUUCUGUAAAUACUGUAGCAUCAUUGCUUAUUCACAGUUUGUUCUCUCCAACCCUUUAAUACCUUCAGCUUUCUCUUUGAUGCUUAAUAGUAGUUUAGUCAUAGAAUAGUCAUAUUGUGUAUAAGUUUAUAUCCGAUGCUUACAUGCUUUGACAAAUGUUUCAGAGGACUGAUGCUGGUGAUCCUUCAUUUUUUGUAUAA